Molecule: messenger RNA, 984 nt
Organism: Phanerochaete carnosa HHB-10118-sp
Lineage: Eukaryota; Fungi; Basidiomycota; Agaricomycetes; Polyporales; Phanerochaetaceae
Exons: 4
Coding region: 32-595 (187 amino acids)
Molecular function (GO): peptidyl-tRNA hydrolase activity
Source: RefSeq, a predicted model, not a curated record
UUCACACUGGUCUGGGCAGUUGGAGAACGGAAUGUCCAAGCUGCUCGUAGUUGGCCUCGGAAAUUUUCCGUACCCUUUGACCAGACACAGUGUAGGGCACCUCGUUGUUCAGUCUCUAGCAGACCGCGUGGGUAUUAGUAUAUCAGCGGACAAACGGUUGGAUGGUCUCGUCGGCCGCGGAAGCGUGACUCUUGCUGAGAACGAUGUGUCGUUAACCCUGUAUCUGCCAAAGGCCCUGAUGAACAUCACCGGCAGGCCCACCGUGAAUGCCAUGAAAAGCCUCGGAUUCCAGCCGUCCUCUAUGGUCGUUAUCCAUGACAGUCUAUCCCAUCGACCGGGAGUUGCCUCACCAAAGUCUGGCGGCUCCGCCGAAGGACAUAAUGGAGUACGAAGCGUCAUGGCUGCUCUUGGCGGCAGCAAGGACUUCCAUCGGCUUCGCAUUGGUAUCGGCCGCGGAGAUGGUAAUGUAGCGGACUACGUUCUAGGUCGGCUUUCUUCAUACGAGAAGCAAUACUGGGGUACCGACGGUGACGGCAUCGAUGUCGUAUUACGAGAGCUGGCAAAGAUAGCUAACGGCCAGCCGCGGCCGGGCUAAGACGAGACGGCAACGCCAACACGAUACUGAUCACGGGUGAUGCAGCUUGUGCACUUCACUUCUUUCCGCCGAGAAUCCACCUGCUGAUGCUCAGGGGUGGAACAUUCUCUGAUCUCGGGUCUGGUGUUGCAACUGUAUGCUCCCGGUCACUGUCGCGGACUCUACGCAGAAGAUAGUAACAAUGACGGCCCACCCGUCUUCUCUCGUGCCGCCAAAUAUAUACAAAUAGCACGAAGGCUGCAUCGAAGCGCGGUCACGCGUUGACUUCCGUCUCGCUUCGCGUAUCACCCGACGACCUGCAGCAUCUUCGGUGGAGGAUGGUGCAUGUGGCUCGCGGUCCGUAAUAGUGCGCAAUAAAUCCGUUUAUCGAGCUCUACGGGGACAGUUUU